Sciurus carolinensis (gray squirrel) is the source of this 1341-nucleotide messenger RNA. RefSeq names its product programmed cell death 2 like (gene Pdcd2l). Gene Ontology annotation, cellular component: cytoplasm. The record is from RefSeq and is a predicted model, not a curated record. NCBI's taxonomy places the organism in Eukaryota, Metazoa, Chordata, Mammalia, Rodentia, Sciuridae.
CCACCAGUAGUUUUAUCUGAGCCCAAAUACUUUAAAAUUAGACUUCAGUAUUCUCAGAACCCACCCCUGUUCACUGGGCGGGGGCCGACUCUCUGGGGUACGUGAUGCGCGUGCGCAGAAUGGUGCUUCUCGGCUGCCGUACUUCGCUUUUCCACGUGGGAGAAAGGUUGUCAUGGCGGCCGUUCGGAAGCCGGUGCUGCUCGGGCUCAGAGAUCUGGCUGUGCAUGGCAGCCCCACGGGGCCAGGUGCCUGGACUGCUAGCAAGCUGGGCGGCAUUCCGGAUGCCCUGCCUACCGUAGCAGCGCCGAGGCCUGUGUGUGCACGCUGCCAGGAGCCGCUAACUCUGGUCGUGCAGGUGUACUGCCCGCUGGAAGGCUCCCCGUUUCAUCGGCUACUGCACGUGUUCUCCUGCGCGCGUCCCGGGUGCGGCGACAGCGGGGCGUGCAGUUGGAAGGUGUUCCGCUCCCAGAGCCUGCAGGUGCAAGAGAGAGAGGCACAGGACGUUCAGAAACAGGAAAAUGGCCUCAUUGCUGAGAACUGGUGUGAAGGUGCAAAUGACUGGGGAAGUGACAGUGAGGAGGCACCUCCACCACAGCUCACCUUGGAUUUUCAUGAGUCUAACUGUGCCACAGAUGUGGACUGCACUGCCCAGCUCCAAGACCUCUGCCUGCGGGACACUGUCCCGGAUGCUGCUCAUUCUGUACCUCCAGGGGGGAUGACCUUGCCUACUGUAGUGCCACAGUUCCUGCCCUACUACAUCUGUGUCAUAGAUGAGGAUGAUUACAGAGAUUUUGUCAGUCUAGAACAUGCCCACAGCCUUCUGAAGGACUAUCAACAGAGAGAAGAAUUGGCACAGAACAGUUGCUUUCCCAAAGGUGAGAAUGUGUACUGUUUUUCUAGUAAUGGUGAAAAAUAUGAGAAGACCAAAUUAAAGUGGAGAUCAAAUAUUUACAAAUUCAUGAAGAGAAUUGCUCCUUGCCAGGAGCAGAUUUUGAGGUAUUCUUGGAGUGGAGAACCACUCUUUUUGACUUGCCCUGCAUCAGAAGUCACUCGUGUCCCACCCUGUAGCCACUGUGGAGGACAAAGGAUAUUUGAAUUUCAACUUAUGCCAGCACUGAUCAGCAUGCUUCAAAGUGCUAAUUUAGAUCUUUCUGUGGAAUUUGGAACAAUUCUAGUUUAUACGUGUGAGAAGAGUUGCUGGCCUCAAAAUCAUCAGACUCCCAUGGAAGAAUUUUGUAUUAUACAAGAAGACCCAGAUGAAUUACUGUUUAAGUAGAGAAUUCCCUUUUAUUUAUAUAAAUUAAAACAAAUGUUAAUAUCCAAAUAUAUGUGUUUACUUUA